CGUCAGCAGCGUCAGGAGUUGUCAGCGAACAGCAGCAGCAGCAGCAGCAUCGGAGACGAAUGGAGUAACUAAUCACAAAGAUAUUAUUCCAGACAGCGGCUCUGUUGUUAUUUAGAAGCAUUGUUUACACCGUUCAAACAACGACACGAUGGCCGACGACCAGUCCUCUCAAUCCUGGUCAAUCGACAGGGAUGACUACGAACUCAAUGAGGUGAUAGGGAGCGGAGCCACUGCAGUUGUCCAGGCAGCAUUCUGCAAGCCGAGGAAGGAGAAGGUGGCCAUCAAACGCAUCAACCUGGAAAAGUGUCAAACGAGCAUGGAUGAGCUCCUGAAAGAGAUCCAGGCUAUGAGCCAGUGCCACCACCCGAACAUUGUGUCUUAUUAUACCUCCUUUGUGGUGAAGGAUGAACUGUGGCUGGUGAUGAAGCUGCUCAGUGGUGGCUCAGUGUUGGACAUCAUCAAACAUAUCAUCUCUCGUGGUGAGCACAAGAGCGGAGUGUUGGAUGAGGCCAGCAUCGCCUCCAUCCUGAAAGAAGUCUUGGAGGGGCUGGAGUACCUUCACAAAAAUGGGCAGAUUCAUCGGGAUCUAAAAGCUGGAAAUAUUCUUCUUGGGGAAGAUGGAUCCGUGCAAAUUGCUGACUUUGGUGUGAGUGCCUUUCUAGCAGCAGGAGGAGACAUGACUAGGAACAAGGUUCGGAAGACAUUUGUGGGGACGCCGUGCUGGAUGGCCCCUGAGGUCAUGGAGCAGGUCCGCGGCUAUGACUUCAAAGCCGACAUCUGGAGUUUUGGGAUAACCGCCAUUGAACUGGCCACUGGGGCUGCACCAUAUCACAAAUACCCACCGAUGAAGGUGCUGAUGCUGACUUUGCAGAAUGACCCUCCUUGUCUGGAGACAGGCAUCACAGACAAGGAAAUGGUGAAGAAGUAUGGCAAGUCCUUCAGGAAGAUGCUCUCCCAGUGUUUACAGAAAGAUCCAGAAAAAAGGCCAACUGCAGCUGAGUUGCUGAAGCAUAAAUUCUUCACAAAAGCCAAAAACAGCGAGUAUUUGCAGGAGAAGCUCCUAUAUAAAGGUCCCACAAUCACUGAGCGAUCAAAAAAGGUGCGUCGUGUGCCUGGCUCGAGCGGCCGUCUCCACAAGACGGAGGAUGGUGGUUGGGAGUGGAGCGACGACGAGCUGGAUGAGGAGAGUGAGGAAGGAAAAGCUGCUGUCGCAGCUCUGCGGUCACCCAGAGUGAAGGACGGGUCCCAGAAUAUGGAGCUCUUUCCACCAGCCGACGGCUCCACAGGACAUCUGCAGCCACCUGGUGCAGCACACGAGAGCCCUGCGAAUGUGAGCCAGGCAGGAGAGGACGCUCCACCGCAGGCUCCCACUCAAACAGCGAGCCCUUCACAUGCACCCACUGCUCAGGACCCAGCUGCAGCCAACGCCAGUGUUCCCAUCAGCCUUGUCCUGAGACUGAGGAAUCCCAAGAAGGAACUCAAUGACAUCCGAUUUGAGUUCAUGUCUGGCAGAGAUUCUGCUGAUGGAGUUUCUCAGGAGUUGGUCUCAGCAGGUCUAGUUGAUGGGAGGGACUUAGUAAUUGUUGCUGCCAAUUUGCAAAAAAUUGUUGAUGAUCCUCACAGUAACAAAAAUGUGACUUUUAAAUUGGCGUCCGGCGUGGAGGAGUCUGAAAUCCCUGAUGAUGUUAAACUCAUUGGAUUUGCGCAGCUCAGCAUCAGUUAAGUCAAGUAAAGCCAGCAACAAAGGACAGAAACUAAUGGUAUUGCACAGCUGCAUUGUAGUCAAUUCCAAGAAACCACUACUGCCAAAGAGAGGAGGAAGAGGAAGAUUAUGAGGAAGAGGAAACACGAGGCUGGCAGGAGUGUGACACUACUGCAGGAUGCAUGAGGACCACAUUGAGAAGAGGCUCAGUUCAUCACAGGAAUCACACUUGAAACGUUUACAGUGCGCUUAUACAGUAAAUGGGAGAAGAGAUGCAAUCAACUAUAUCAACUCCUAAUUUCUUUUUCUUUUUUUCUUCCUCUUCAUACAUAAGCACAAUCCAAACCAUCUCCUGCCAGUACUGGAAGUGAUUGCCUUUUUAUUUUAUUUCUUUCUUUUUUUUUUUUUUUUAAAUCAACUGUGCCACUAAA
Molecule: messenger RNA, 2133 nt
Organism: Morone saxatilis (striped sea-bass)
Lineage: Eukaryota; Metazoa; Chordata; Actinopteri; Moronidae
Product: serine/threonine-protein kinase OSR1-like
Exons: 17
Coding region: 149-1723 (524 amino acids)
Biological process (GO): protein phosphorylation
Molecular function (GO): ATP binding; protein serine/threonine kinase activity
Source: RefSeq, a predicted model, not a curated record